GUAGCAAAAGAAAACGAAACAAAAGAAAACGUAGCAAACGAAUUUCAAUCUUUAUCUCAUAUUUAUUACGAUACAAUUGAAAGGGAUCAAAACUCCAUUUACACGCUAAUUAUUUUAAUAUCAUCAUUUGUUGAUCAUAAAAAUCGAAGAGAAAAAAUACGAGAGUCAUGGGGAAACCCCAAAAUUUGGAAUACGAACGACAAAUUCAUCAUUGUUUUUGUGACAGGAAAAGUUGAACGCGCAAACUCAAUGAUAGAAUUGGCCGAAGAAGCCAAAGUAACAAAAGAUAUUAUUUCUCUGGAUAUACCCGAAGAUUUUUAUUUGUUAGCUAAAAAAGUUAUUAUUGGUUUUAUAUGGGCAAAAAAUAACUUGAAAUUUAAAGCAAUCUUGAAAGGUGACGACGAUAUUUUUAUAAAUAUUGAUAAUGCAAUUAGUUUCAUUAAUCAGAAUGAAGAAACUUACGGAUACUUUGGACAAAAAAUGCAUAAUCAACCAGUAGAACGAAGUGGUCGUUACAAAUUGACAAAAGAAGAGCACGAAAAAAAUGUCUUUGAUCCAUAUUGUUCAGGAGGAGGAUUUAUUUUUACCAACGCUAGUGUUUACAAAAUUAUUCCAUUAUUUGAUUUAGAAAAAAUAUUGCGAAUUGACGAUGCACAUAUUGGUGAACUAGCAUUUCAUACUGGAAUUGUUGCAAAAAUGACAAAUGGAUUUUAUAUGUGGAAUGAUUGGUGCGAAUAUCUAAAAGACAUCAUAGUAUCGCAUCCAGCUGACGAUCCAACAUGCAUAGACUUUUUGUUAAAAAGAUCUAUGAUUGACAACGGAAAACUUCCUCGAGAUUCUCGCGUGGAAAACCAAAAAUUUUAUAAAGAUGUUUCUUUGUUAUCAAAAAAAUAAAACUGAAAAGGU
Messenger RNA from Hydra vulgaris (swiftwater hydra), 906 nucleotides. Its product is annotated as N-acetyllactosaminide beta-1,3-N-acetylglucosaminyltransferase 2. The record is from RefSeq and is a predicted model, not a curated record. Gene Ontology annotation, cellular component: Golgi membrane. Gene Ontology annotation, molecular function: hexosyltransferase activity. Lineage: Eukaryota; Metazoa; Cnidaria; Hydrozoa; Anthoathecata; Hydridae.